UUUAACUCUCUGGCAUUUUUGAACUAAAUAGGAAGGAGCAAGCUUUUAUAAGAUGACUGGUCUGGGUCCUUUGCCUCAAGCCCUUUAUAAUGGAGAACCCUUUAAGCUCGAACAGCGGAAUACUGAAGAGCUGGAAACAAGUGUUCUUCACAGAAUGAUGGAUGCAACCAUAAAUUUACAGAAAGAAGUUUUCAUGGGCACAUUAAAUGAUCGAACAAAUGUAAUUGAUUUCCUUAUGGAAAAGAAUAAUGUUGUACCCCGUUUAAAUCCUUUGAUUUUGCACACAAAAUGGCAGUACCUUAAUUUAAUACCCACAUCAGUAACUGCUGAUGUUGAAGAUUUCUCUACAUUCUUUUUCUUGGAUUCACAAGAUAAGAGUGCUGUAAUAGCAGAGAACAUGUAUUAUUUAACCCAAGAAG
Molecule: messenger RNA, 419 nt
Organism: Leptonychotes weddellii (Weddell seal)
Lineage: Eukaryota; Metazoa; Chordata; Mammalia; Carnivora; Phocidae
Source: RefSeq, a predicted model, not a curated record